GCAAGACGCGUCGCGCCAACGGCUGUCUUUUCGAAUCUCGAACUUCGCCGUUCGAAAUCCUGUUCCAAAUUUGAAAAUGACAAUUCGCCAGUUGUAUUUUAUUAAGUGUGUAAAGUGAUAUUAAGUGACUUGGUAAAUGUUAGUGAUGGGACUUGUGUGAAACUUUUGCGGAAGGCGAAGAUUAAAAAAGUUUUGCGAAUACACUGACAAGAUGUGACAUCGCCAUGGAGGAGUGGGAUUGUACGGAAUGCGCCUUCAAUGGCUCGGUCAACAAUGGCACCAAUGUCACGUUUAUCAACAAAUUCUAUUUCUAUCAGACUGCACAAGUGGCCGUCCUCUGGAUCCUGCUAGUGGCGAUAGUGGCCGGCAACGCCACGGUGGUUCUCGCCCUCCUGCUCACUAAGUCCAGAAAGAGCAGGAUGAACUUCUUCAUCAUGCAGCUUGCUAUAGCUGAUUUAUGGGUGGGCCUAAUAAGCGUGUUGCCAGACCUGGUGCAGAGGAUGACCAUCUCGUGGCUGGCGGGCUCGGUGGCUUGCAAACUGGUCAAAUAUUUACAGGGUGUAGUAACAUAUUCCUCAACCUACGUGUUGGUGGCGCUGAGUAUAGACAGAUGUGACGCCAUUACGCAUCCCAUGAAUUUCACAGGGAGCUGGAGAAGAGCGCGGGCCCUAAUAAUAGGAGCCUGGCUGGUCAGCUUCCUCUUUUGCAUUCCAAUGCUCAUCCUAUUCGACGAAGACGAAAUACAAGGAACCCUCCAAUGCUGGUCCAGCAUCAGCAAGCUCCAAUGGCGGAUAUGGAUGACCAGCGUGUUCGUCUCCCUCUUCGUGGCUCCAGCCUUAACCAUCUCCGCCUGUUACGGAGUCAUCGUCAUCACUAUACGGCAGAAGAGCACAAGAGUUUUAGGAAAAAGAACUACUGCGUGUAGACAAAACAGCGAUGACUUGGACUCCCGGCGCGCGAGCAGCCGCGGCAUCAUUCCCAAGGCGAAGAUCAAAACUGUCAAAAUGACAUUUGUCAUCGUCUUUGUGUUCGUGCUCUGCUGGUCUCCAUACAUGAUCUUUGACCUGCUGCAAGUGUAUGACUACGUGCCCGACACGCAGGCCAACGUGGCCAUCGCGUCGCUCAUCCAGAGUCUGGCGCCGCUCAACUCCGCAGCCAACCCCGUCAUCUACUUCAUAUUCUCCAACAGGAUAUUCCUCAGUUUAAGAAACAUCCCCCCAUACAAAUGGUUGUGGUGCUGGGUCCGAGCCAGCGACAGUCCAAUUGGCAACGAGUCUCGCGCACACACGGAGCUGCUCACGUCAUCACACAGGCGGACCAGGCGUGACCUCACUGUCAGGGUAAAGGAAGACAGCCUAAAGUUCCCUAAACACCGUCUCAACCAGUGCAGCACCCGCAAGGUGAGGCUCCAUCUACCGGAGCAUCAGAACAACAACUGCCACCCACGGCGAGAGGACACCUUCUUAUAGACUUAACUCGUAAUAAGAUUCAGUAUAGUUGUACAAUUUGCAUAUGUUUUGCAACUGAGUGUACGCUUAUUCAGCAGGGUUAGCACGUGUUUGACGCGAGAGUAUGUGGCCGCGAGAAAUACUACCCAUCCUUACGUCACUAAUACAUCAUCAUCAUCCUCCUUGCGUUAUCACGGCAUUUGCCACGGCUCACGGGGGUCUGGGGUUC
Molecule: messenger RNA, 1677 nt
Organism: Leguminivora glycinivorella
Lineage: Eukaryota; Metazoa; Arthropoda; Insecta; Lepidoptera; Tortricidae
Gene: NGR-A30
Product: cardioacceleratory peptide receptor-like
Exons: 11
Coding region: 225-1469 (414 amino acids)
Biological process (GO): G protein-coupled receptor signaling pathway
Cellular component (GO): membrane
Molecular function (GO): vasopressin receptor activity
Source: RefSeq, a predicted model, not a curated record